Molecule: messenger RNA, 1695 nt
Organism: Orbicella faveolata
Lineage: Eukaryota; Metazoa; Cnidaria; Anthozoa; Scleractinia; Merulinidae
Product: scavenger receptor cysteine-rich domain-containing protein DMBT1-like
Biological process (GO): peptidyl-lysine oxidation; collagen fibril organization
Cellular component (GO): membrane
Molecular function (GO): protein-lysine 6-oxidase activity
Source: RefSeq, a predicted model, not a curated record
CUGUGUUAGGUUCAAAAGGCGUUGUGGUAGAAUGUAAAGCCGCCAUCUUUUUUCCUACGGUGGAUUUCACACUGAUGAUACAGGUCAACAGAAAUGUUUUUGAUUGGUUGUUAUUUGCGCGGGAAAAGUCAAAGACGAGCACCGACCAAUAAGGGACAGAGAGACUGGUUACGUCAUCAGGAAGGACUGUUUGGGGUGGAAUCUUGAACAUUUCCUCAACGAAGGAGAAUUUAGUGCACGAAUAGAAAAAGCAAGUUUACUCACUUUUCUCAACUGAUGGUUUUCUCGUGUUUUUGUCUUUCUACACAGAGGCACCGCGUAUUCUCGGCGUCCUGUCUGCAGAUGUCAGCAGGGAUGGCGAUGCGAAUUUAAGCUGUAUCGUGUCGUGUUACCCUCCAAGUAAUAUCACGUGGAAAUUCAAAGGGAAGAAUCUCACUCGCUCUGCGAGAUACGAGUUCAUAGACAGCAGUUAUAUGAUGAAGGUUAAAAACGUUCAAUUUGAGGACGCAGGGCUUUAUGAAUGUUCCCUGAUCAACGAACUUGGGGAGGCCCGCGCAAAUGCGUCUCUUAUCGUCGGAUUGACUGUUGAAUUCAAAGACUACCCCAGGGACACUGUUGCAACUGAGGGAGACCAGGUUACUCUCCAUUGCAACGUAACAGGGGUCCCCAGACCUCAAAUAGCUUGGAAGAAAGACGGGGAACUGGUAACGAAUGGCACUAAAAAUACUGUCACAACAUACUCAGCCUCGAGCAGAGGUUACACUGCGAGCCAAUUACAAAUACGGCAAGUUACCAAAGAAGACGUUGCUGUGUACUCUUGUAUUGCAUGGAAUCGUGGCAGCAUUCGUGUGUGGCUGGCAACUGUGCUCUUAACUGGUCCGCCGAUUAUCUCCAGUCCUCCGAAGGACAUUUCUGUCCUCUCUGGAGCAAAUGUGACUUUCUUCUGUCUUGGUUUGGGCGCUCCAGAGCCUGAGCUGACAUGGCUUAAGGAUUCCGAGACUAUUAAGCCAUCCAAGAGAGUAACCAUUAACGCUCAGAGCGGUUCCCUUCAGUUGUUUGUGGUUACAGUCGCGGACGCUGGAAAGUACACAUGCGUUUAUAAGAAUAAAUAUGGCGAGGACAGGAAGUCGGCAGUACUUCGUGUGGAUGGCAUUGAUCCGGAACAGGUAACCUCUGCACAGCCAUUAGCUCAAAAGAAAUCCAUCUCAACAGGAACGAUAGUGGCUAUCGUGGUAAUUUUAGUAGUCAUCAUUGCUAUCAUUGUGGGUAUCGUGUUGUACCGUUACUGCCACGAACGCAAUGAAACCUUCCAGUUUGCAGUGGAUGGGAAUUCUUUAAGGCCGUCUCUUCGAACACGGGUCAAGAACGCUAUGGGUAAGAAGCAGCCGUCGAGUUUGUACUACAAUCACAGCCGGGAUGAAGUGAACUUUGACGAUAGCAAACCAUUUGUGGAUCAUGACGAACUCUGAGAAGCAAGAAUCAUGCAGUUUUUUUCUUGUAAUAAUUGCGCUCUUUUAGACUUGGCUGUCCGUUACUGAGAAAUGGCCGUACAAUAGCAACGUUUUCGCUAAAGAUGCCUGUAAAUGAAAGGACAUGAAGAACUCUGUGUAUGAAGUAACAAUGUAUAUGGAAUUCACUUAAUAGGGGCACCGGCUGUCAAUCUCAGGGAUACUCCUUGGGGUUCACAAGUAAACU